AUGGAAGAAGAUCUAAAUCAAAAUGAGGAAGAGACUAAAGAAGAAGCUGAAAAAGAAACUAAGGAUGAAACGGAUGAGGAAACUAAUAGUAUUAAUAGACCAAAUAUUAAUAAAAUUAUUAAUUUAGUCAAAACUACAAUUUAUAAUACUCCUUUUAAUUACUUUGAUUCUCCACCAAAUUUGAUUUUACUUGCAAGUAUUUUAGAUCCUAGAUUUAAAAGGAUGAAAGGAUGGCCAGAAGAAGAAAAAGCAAGAACAAUUACUUUAUUAAGAUCUGAAUAUGUUUACUUUAAAAAUAAAGAACUAUUAAAGAGUAAUCAUGAGUCUAGUAAUAUAAACAAAUAUCAGUUUAAAGAGCUUAAAGAAAAAUGA
This is a messenger RNA of Racocetra persica, 372 nucleotides long. The record is from the annotation of a GenBank genome assembly. Lineage: Eukaryota; Fungi; Glomeromycota; Glomeromycetes; Diversisporales; Gigasporaceae.